This is a messenger RNA of Trypanosoma rangeli, 1152 nucleotides long. RefSeq names its product putative UDP-galactose 4-epimerase. Gene Ontology annotation, biological process: beta-D-galactose catabolic process via UDP-galactose, Leloir pathway. The record is from RefSeq and is a predicted model, not a curated record. NCBI's taxonomy places the organism in Eukaryota, Euglenozoa, Kinetoplastea, Trypanosomatida, Trypanosomatidae. The coding region runs from base 1 to 1152 and encodes 383 amino acids. Gene Ontology annotation, cellular component: cytosol. Gene Ontology annotation, molecular function: UDP-glucose 4-epimerase activity. The transcript has a single exon.
AUGAAGGUUUUGGUAUGCGGAGGGGCUGGGUACAUUGGGACUCAUUUGGUUCGUGCGCUGCUACGCCGAACUUCUCACUCCGUUGUCAUUCUUGACAGCCUGGUGGCGACGCAUGGACGCUCCAGCCAUGUUGACACAAAGGAAAACUUGAUGCGGAAGCAAAAGUGCGGCUAUGAGCAUGUGAAUCCAGAACGCCACGCUGUACUGGAGGUGGGAGAUGUACGAGAUGAGACAUUUUUGAAUGAUGUUUUUGCGCGGCAUGCCCCUAUCGAUGCUGUUGUUCAUAUGUGUGGUUAUAUUGUUGUUCCGGAAAGCGUGCGAGAUCCUUUGCAUUAUUACAACAAUAAUGUAUUUGGGAUUAUCCGCUUAUUAGAGGCCAUGCGUGCACACCACUGCGACAAGAUCAUCUUCUCCAGUACAGCGGCAUUGUUCGGGAACCCUGCGAAGCAUGCAGCUGGGGAUGGCGCACAGGUAAGCAUGGAACCUAUUUAUCCCGAUGCCAAGAAAUCCCCGGAAAGCCCCUAUGGCGAGACAAAACUAGUUUCGGAGUGGCUUUUAAAGGACUGCGCCUUUGCCUACGGCAUCAAAAGUGUUUGCCUGCGGUACUUCAACGCUUGUGGGGCAGACGAAGACGGAGACAUUGGUGAAGAUCAUAAGCCUGAGACACAUCUCAUUCCACUUGUUCUGCGCGUGCCACUUGCGGCGGAGAUUAACAAGCGUGACAGGCAACUGCAACAACCUCUUGUUCAAGAAUUUGUUUCGAUCUUUGGCACAGACUACCCCACACCUGAUGGAACCUGUGUGCGUGACUACAUUCACGUGAAUGACUUGUCGUUGGCUCACAUUCUCGCACUAGAUUACUUGGCGAAGCUCAAUGCAGAGGACAAAUCCAAGUUUUUCUCAGCAUUUAAUCUUGGGACUUCACGUGGAUACUCCGUGCGGGAGGUCAUUGAUGCAGCGCGUCGCGUAACGGGUCAUCCUAUACCUGUAAAGGAAUCUCCACGCCGUGAGGGUGAUCCACCGGUGCUGGUGGCAUCUGGUGAAGAGGCAAAGAAGGCGCUUGGGUGGGAGUUGGAGUAUGACAACAUUGAAAAAAUUAUUGCUUCCGCGUGGAAGUUUCACCAGGCUCAUCCCUUUGGCUAUUCCUCUUAG